AGCUUGAAGAUAAAGGGUCCCGUUUCGUGACGCUGCAUGUUAUUCGUUGCCCGUCAAUUUUCUCUACACCAAGUGACUGUAAGAUUACUCAAUCCAAUUAUCUUUCACUAUAUGCGCACUCGAAACUUCCGGAUUCUCAUACGGAAAAUCAACUGGCGUUUGCACAGGCGCUGGUGCCAGGAGAGCUCGGGAAGAUGGAUACCUCGCAGAUCCGAUGACCCUCUUAAUCACCAUGCCCCCCACAACUCCAUACACCUGCGUCAACUGGGUCAUGUGCCUUAUUGGACUUCUGCUUUACUUGGGAGAUAUCGGCACUGACAUCUGGGUGGCCGUGCAGUAUCUUAUGAGGGGCUACGUGCUUUGGUUCGCCUUGACGCUUACCUUUGUGCUGCUUUCCACGUUCAUCAUCCAAGUUUUCAGCUACUUCUGGUAUCUGGACGACAGUGGCAGUGGCAGUGACAGCGGCGCACCGGAAUCGUGUGCUUUAAUUGGGCUGCAUUUUUGUCAGCUGGGAAUUUUUACAAGGUACAAGAAACUACUUAAGAAUGGAUUUAGAGAAAUCAAAGAGAAGAAACCAUGUUCAACAGAAGAAAGUGUGAGUGAAAUUUGGGGGAUGACUGCAGACAUCAGCAUGUUGAAAUUGUUUGAAACUCACUUGGAGAGUGUUCCACAACUCAUCCUGCAGCUGUAUAUCUACUUGGAACACAAAGAAAAAAUGACCAUUCAGUAUUUGACACUGACAAUGUCAUUCUUCAGUAUUGCUUGGAGCACUGUGGACUAUCAGAGAUGCUUGCGGAGAUCCCUGCCAAACAAAAGGGAGAUAUCUCAUCUGUCCUCUGUCACUGUGUACCUCAUGUAUAAGAUGUUUACCAUCACCUCUCGAGUACUAAGCUUUGUGCUGCUGACUAUACUCAAUGCCCACUUCACAUUGGCACUUUUUGGAAUCACGUGGUUAUGUACUUUCAUUUGGGCUUGGAAACAGCAGACAGACUUUUGCACCUCACGUGGUUUAGAGGUGUUCUACCGAGUAAUAAUUGGUGCAAUCUUGGUGUUUACAUUUUUUAAUAUUAAAGGUCAAAACACACAAUCAUCAAUGAUUUGCUAUUAUGCUCUGUCAUUUUGUGAAACAUUAGGUAUCGUGAUCCUGUGUGUAUGUUUGUGUGCUCCUCUUACUGUGUUUUCAUUUUUUUUACCCAUUUGUAUUGUUAUGUUUAUAUUUUUUUUCCUUGGAAUUAUAUUUCUUUUCAUUUAUUACCUUGCUUUACAUCCCAAUAAACAAUCAUCGGCACAAUUUGAUGAGAUUGAUGGAGCACAACGAUCAUCAGCACAAUUUGAUGAGGUUGAUGGAGCACAUUCGAGAACUGCCUCUCGAAUAAAUAAUUUUCUGCAAUGAAAAUAAUGUAAAAAAUGUGUACAGUUAUGAAUAAUAAUUUUGUUGACCUCAUAUUUUAUAUAAUUAUCAAAGUAGUUUAUUGUAAAUUAUGUAUAUUUUUGAAUUCUAUAUAAAUUCUAUAAAUUGUUUUGAACUGAAAAUAUUUUUGCAUUUGCUAAUUUCUGUUACUAUCACUAAAAAUUCUUUAAAAAAUUCUUUGCAUUUAUAUAGCGCUUUUAUCACUACUCAAAGUGCUUCGCAAUUGCAGGUUAAGGGCCUUGCUCAAGGGCCCAACAGAGCAGCGUCCCUUUUGGCAUUUACGGGAUUUGAACCGGCAACAUUCCAAUUUGCCAGUGCAGAUCCCAAGCCUCAGAGCCACCACUCCGCCUAAAUAGUCUAAAGUCUAAAGCAGGGUUUCUUAAACUUUUUUUCACAACCCAAUCUUUGCCUCCUUAGUGUCUUCGAGAAACAAUUGGGGUCGGUGGGUUGACAGUCAUAGCUCCCCUCCCCCCCUUGCUGAAUCAGCACCCAACAGUCAACGGUGGAAUGUUGUCCCCCUUGGAGAAUUGCUUAAACAACCCAUGGUAACCUAUCAUGCAAUACAUAAGCAACCCAUUCCCAAUUAAAUACAACAGUGAGUUGUGACCCUACACAACCCGACAGCAGCAACACUUCAACCCAUAUGGGAAACUGUGGUCUAAAGUGUUGUAAAUAUACAGUAAAGUAAAAUCAGUGCUUGUAGUGGAGCCAAAUUAAUGGCGGUAUCUAUUUAUUGUUCAAAUAGUUAGGUGAAGGGGUGCCCUAGUGAAGAUUCCUGAAGAGGUGCUGGUACUCAUUGGCAGGCUAAAAAAGGUGCCAGUACGCUGUUGAAGUUGGAAAACGUGUUGGUACUGCAUAUGGGUGAGUUCCCGGCCCACUUCAAGCACUGAGCAUAGUAGGACAGUGUCAGGCCAGCUAACAAAAUCAAGUGCAAUGUGGGAUUUUAUUAGGUAUCAUUAAAAGGGAUUAACAAAAUUGACUAAUAAAUCAAAGUGCAUAUUUUUCACUUGCUCCACUACUCCGUUUUGCUCCUUUAGCAAUCCUCCUGCCCAUCCAUCUUUUUUUUGUAAACACACUUUUUCACAAUCAGAAUUUAAGAAAGAUAACUUAUAUCUUAGUGGAGUAUUAGAGUAUGAUAUCAUUUGCCAGCAUGCAUAUUUUUCUGUCUUUAUUUUGCUUCUUUUAUGGGUUUUUUUGUGCUGGUUUUGAGGGUUUUGUUAUAUGCAUAAUUAGUUUCUAUCCUUCUUAUUUUUAUUUAAAUAAUAGUAAAGUAUGUUGAUUUUGUUUUACAUGUUUUCCCUGGUAUUGCCAUUUUGAGACUCCAUUGCUUGAAUAUUAUAUUGGAAUGCUUGGCAGCUUAUUCCUGAAGUCACAUGUGAUGACAUUGUUAGUGUUGCUUUAAACACUGGAACCAGUAGUCCUUCUCUAUCCUUGUUUGUGUAUAAACUAAGAAUGCUUGAAUGUGUGUAACAGUAUUAUUUAGUCACCUGUCUAGUCCGAAGCCUACAGGUAGCAGUUAGGAGAACUGUCUGUUUUAGGGUGAGCCUCUUCUGUGCUGGUCAGUGAGGGUCUUGGCUUGCUUUAUGGGUGUUUUGGAGGCUUCAAACACCCUUUUCCAUUUUUGUUACACACUCACAACAAUAGGUGCAUGAGUCAAAACAAGAAAACCAAAAGGAAGAUAAAUAAAGAUCCUAAUCCCUAAAAUUGUUUUGGAAUAAA
Erpetoichthys calabaricus (reedfish) is the source of this 3130-nucleotide messenger RNA. RefSeq names its product XK, Kell blood group complex subunit-related family, member 9 (gene xkr9). Gene Ontology annotation, cellular component: plasma membrane. Gene Ontology annotation, biological process: engulfment of apoptotic cell; apoptotic process involved in development; phosphatidylserine exposure on apoptotic cell surface. The coding region runs from base 215 to 1393 and encodes 392 amino acids. NCBI's taxonomy places the organism in Eukaryota, Metazoa, Chordata, Cladistia, Polypteriformes, Polypteridae. The transcript is spliced from 3 exons. The record is from RefSeq and is a predicted model, not a curated record.